This is a messenger RNA of Triplophysa dalaica, 638 nucleotides long. RefSeq names its product methionine sulfoxide reductase B1a (gene msrb1a). NCBI's taxonomy places the organism in Eukaryota, Metazoa, Chordata, Actinopteri, Cypriniformes, Nemacheilidae. Gene Ontology annotation, molecular function: peptide-methionine (R)-S-oxide reductase activity. The transcript is spliced from 4 exons. The record is from RefSeq and is a predicted model, not a curated record.
CACGGUUGCGCGAUCACGUGGUCUGUACACGAUUCUUCCAUUUCACUUUAUUCCCAACUUUACAAAAGUCCUGUUGAUACAGAAGUUGUGAUCGCUUUUUAGUCUUGUUGUCAUGUCUUUCUGUUCAUUCUCUGGAGGGGAGAUUUUUAAGGAUUAUUUCGAAACUGGCAUAUAUGUUUGUGCAGAAUGUGGAUACGAGCUGUUUUCUAGCAAGUCUAAAUAUGAGCAUUCAUCACCGUGGCCAGCCUUCACAGAAACUAUCCAUGAGAACAGUGUGUCCAAACACGAGGAGAGAUGGGGCGCUUAUAAGGUUAACUGUGGUAAAUGUGGAAACGGACUUGGUCACGAGUUUGUAAAUGAUGGACCCAAACGCGGUCUCUCACGCUUUUGAAUAUUCAGCAGCUCUCUGAAGUUCAUUCCUAAAGUUAAGAAUGAUCAACAGUAGAGCAGAUAUUGGAAGAAAGCAUGAGAAUGGAGAAGCUCUGACGUGUUUACAGUGUGGAUGUCAAAUGAAACGCUCUGAUAAAAGCCCACUGAGGGAUGUUCAGAGUGACGAUGUGUAAACAGCCUCAUGGAAAACAUGGAUAAACCUUCUCGCACUAAUUCUUUUACAGCUACAAAUAAAAUAUUUGAAACUA